Molecule: messenger RNA, 1639 nt
Organism: Amphiprion ocellaris (clown anemonefish)
Lineage: Eukaryota; Metazoa; Chordata; Actinopteri; Pomacentridae
Product: probable dual specificity protein phosphatase DDB_G0281963
Exons: 5
Coding region: 163-1338 (391 amino acids)
Biological process (GO): protein dephosphorylation; negative regulation of MAPK cascade
Cellular component (GO): cytoplasm
Molecular function (GO): protein tyrosine/threonine phosphatase activity; MAP kinase tyrosine/serine/threonine phosphatase activity
Source: RefSeq, a predicted model, not a curated record
GUUGGAAAGGGGAUGAGCUCAUCGUUGAGAAGCCAGUUUCAGAGAGGAAAAUGAUGAAAACGGGGCACGCAGCAGCAGAAGACACUGGUUUAAUGUGAAGAGGAUAGAAAGCUUCUGCAGACCUGCUGCAAGAGGAGAACGUUACACAAGGACGCUUAAAAUAUGGUUUGGUCCCGGGAGAGAGACACGGAUCAUCAUCCCCUGUCCGUCAUCCUGCCGCAGCUCUACCUCGGAGCGGAGAGCGACGUUACGCAGGACAGGCUGGCCUCUCUGGGUAUCUCCUAUGUGCUAAGUGUGAGCCGCUGCAGCCCCCAGCCCUCCUUUCUGCCUCCCUCCAGAUACCUUCGCAUCCCAAUUGAUGAUUCCUUGUGGGACAACCUGCUGCCUUGGAUCCCCCAGGCAAUGCACUUCAUCGAUGCAGCCAUGUCUUCUGGAGCCUCAGUGUUGGUGCACUGUGCGGCGGGAAUCUCUCGUUCCCCGGCACUAGCUGUAGCCUACAUUAUGUACAGCCUGGAAAUGGAUCUAGACCAUGCAUACAGGUUUGUGAAAGAGCGUCGGCCCUCCAUCUCACCAAACUUCAACUUCCUGGGUCAACUGCAGCACUUCCAGGGUGCUCUGAGCCAGAAAACCUCUGGUGGUGACUUCAUCAUCCAUCACCUGGACAAUCACCUGCCAUCCAUGAAUGACAGAGUUAGCUACACUCAUGGCAGUCAGAACCACAAUUAUCAAGUGGACAGUGUCACUGGGGAUUCAUCACAACUCAAAGACAAAACACAACAGAAACAGUCACUUUCAGAUGCCAACAGAAACCACCAACAGAGAAUUGAGACUCUUGAUCUGACUGUGUCUCAAAAUCAGCAGCAUGUGCAGACACGAUGUGAGAUUCCAGCUUCAAACCCUUGUGAGCCCAUCAAAGCAGUACCAAAGCAUACAAAACUACAAUUCCCAUCAAGCACUGCUUCUCUAUUAGAGAAACGUAAAAGCCUCUCGCUCGCUUUGACCCCUUUGGGAAUGUGUCCUCUCUCUGAACCAAGCAGCAGUGAACAAGCAAGAGGCACUACCAUAUCAAAAACUGUCCACGAUAGGGAGACAGAAGAGAAGCCUGAGGCAAAGACACUUAGUCAUACAGGCAGAUACAGACAGGAAGGGAACACCCACAUGGAACAGAGUCCCUCCCACAGCAAGUGCAGCAGAGCUGAAGUGAAGGAGCAGGGCCUACUGUCACCGUUAAGCUUCACUUUGAACAAGCUACUUGGGUGGGGGGAGAGAGUGCUACUGGGAGGCCUUUUUGUCCACCCUGUGAGGAUGGGACAGCCUACACUACCAUACAGGUGCUAAGAGUGAACAAUAAGGCUUCAAGGGGUUGUAUCUGUGCAUGUUUGUCAAAAAACAACAACAUACCACACAUGUGAUAUACAUAUGUACUGAAAGAACCUGUGUCUUCUAUUUAUUUAUUGCAGAGCCGAAUAUCUAAACUGUACUUGACAAGAAACCUCCACACAAAUGCAUCUUGUUUAGUACAUAUUGACCAUAGUAGGCUUAUCUUGUUAUUUUGUAAGGUGCCAUUAUUUUAAAAAGACUUUUGGCACAGUGGCUUGGAUUGUAUUUACAAUGAUUAAAGAUGACAUUUCAACGAUGA